GUUGUUGUUUCCACGAGAGAACUUGACAGUCGACAUUUUAAAAUCCGAUUUUCGAAAAAGAAAUAUUUUGUCACUGGUAUUAUUUAUUCAGAGUCUCUAAAGUCCCAGAACACUAACUGGAAGAAAGAAUCAGAUUUUUUGUUGUGUGAUAUUUUUCUUCAUUCUUUAUUUUUUGCAGAAGAGCAGAAGAUGGGAAGUCCGUAUCAGCGCUCCGUGCCUCUGGAAGUGAGGAGAGCGGAAGGGGAGAGGGUCCGAGCCAAGCACCCUGACAAGAUCCCGAUCAUUGUGGAGAGGGCUCCCAGAUCAAGAGCUCCAGAUCUGGAUAAGAAGAAGUAUCUUGUCCCAUCUGAUCUGACAGUGGGUCAGCUGUGCUUCCUGAUCAGGCAGCGCGUGUCGGUGCGGCCAGAGGAGGCGCUCUUCUUUUUCGUGCACAACUCGCUGCCCCCAUCCAGCUCCCCGCUAUCUGUCAUUUACGAGGAGCACCACGAAGAGGACCUUUUCCUAUACAUGACGUACAGCACCGAGAGCGUUUACGGAGCCUGAGGGGGGAGAGCGGAAGUCGGACCGAGGGGGCAUCAAAUGAGAAACACGAAACAGUACAUUUUAACAUUUCAACUUUGCUAUCUCAUUUUUAUACACACCUCAGUUUUACAAAACAUAUAAAAAGACAAGUAAUUAACGUUCUCAUUUCAUCGUGCCACCUCGCAACUUAAUGCCGGAGCCGCGCGUGAAGAGUUUGGAAAAAAUGGGAGCGAUGCGGAUGCUGACGAGACCAGACCAACACUAAAGAGAAGGAAGUUUGCGACUGUUGGCUCAAAGUGUUCAAGUGAAAAAGAGCGAACGUUGCGUCUCCUCAUUCAUCUCCCCCUCCCCGCAGGAUUGCUAUUUAAUAUAAAGUGUUUUUGUAAAAUAAUUUCAAAGGAUUUUGCGCGAAAUAAAGUAUAUGAAGUGAAA
Molecule: messenger RNA, 954 nt
Organism: Scleropages formosus (Asian bonytongue)
Lineage: Eukaryota; Metazoa; Chordata; Actinopteri; Osteoglossiformes; Osteoglossidae
Product: gamma-aminobutyric acid receptor-associated protein-like 1
Exons: 5
Coding region: 190-543 (117 amino acids)
Source: RefSeq, a predicted model, not a curated record